CGUGAGCCUCUUCUCCAAACAACCGAAACACUGAUUAAAUGGCGACAAUCGCGUCAUAAUCACCUACUUGAACGCGAAAAUCCCGUUUGUAUCAAGCCUUGGUGUUAAUUUGACAACUUUCACAACGCGAAUAUCCGCUGUAAUAAGGACGUGAAUCAUCAAGUCACAUCCAUGUAUGAGGUAUGACAGGUUGAUGUAACAUUUCACAAUCCCUGAGUGAUAAGCGUCCCCCCCCCGUUACCAUGGCAAACGCGUCAGCGGCUGAACGUGGUGGAAGUCACGCUCGUAUUCCGCGCAAGGUAUCAUGGGCCAUAGCGUUUUGAGCGUCUUCCGCUCCUGCUCGGGAAGUGGACCCAUCACACAUUCAACAGCAGCGGCUCCGGGAGGAGAGUGGACGGACAAGUGCCCGUGAAUAUAGUUUGUUUUUUUUUAAAAAAAGGUGCUCGAGCCACAGACGCUUCUCGCGCUCAACGACUCUCCAAAGAUGGCGGCGACGUUGACGCAGUUAUCUCCAGUUAAUGCUACGUCUCUGUGCAUCUAUAUCCUCAUUUUCUCACAGGUUGCUGCGGGGAUUACCUGCAAGCCUGGACCGACCUAUGGAGCAAUUCUACGGACUUUUACAACAAGUCCUGCAUGCCGAGAAUCCUUUGAACAUGAUACAGUGGUGACCUACUCACAGCUCAAGACAAUGUUGGCCACCGGUGACAUUCAGCUGUUUGAUGUGAGGAGUCCCGCUGAGUUCGAGGAUGGACACAUCCCAACCGCUGUCAACAUCCCAUUGGACAACCUUGAAGGGUCUCUAAAGCUGUCCCCAGAGGAAUUUGAGCAGAUGUUUGAAGUGAAGGCUCCUGGGAAAAGCGACACCAACAUUGUGUUUCAGUGCAAAAGUGGAAACAGGAGUGCCAAAGCGCUGGACAUUGCCUGCCUGCUGGGAUUUAACAGGGCGAGACAUUAUAAAGGAGGGUACAUCGAGUGGAUAGAGCGAGAAGAAAAGUCACUCUGAAUUGUGCAGUUUAUUUAUUGUCCCCCUUUAAUAUCACAGCAGAAUAGAACAUAUACGCAGUAUAUAUUCCUUCAGCAAUGUUAAGUUACUGUUAUCUGUACCAUAUUUAUGGGUUGAAUUUACACUGGUGGCUACUAUUUAAGUUAAAAAAUUCAAUUUGUAUUACUUAAUGAGUAGAUACUACUUAUGGGAUGUACUUUGAUUGAUUUGUCACAGUUUUUAACUUCAUCAUUUUGUACGGUUAUUGAUUCCAGAAUGUAUGAGAAAAUAAUGUGAAACAGUUAUAUCAUAAUUUUCCUUUUCCUUCCAACACAUUUUCUGGCAAAAUUGAACUUACAAAUGCAGCUGCAAUGGUUAGAAUAAUAACAAGAAAAGUUUUUGUAUUGUAAAGGUCUUUACAAGUUACAAGUACAUGUAUACAAGUUUAUUUUGCCCAUCAAGCAUAAUCAUCAAAUGAAUCAUAUUUUCAAAUGUGCAGAACAGGAACUGUUUCUUAUUCCACACUGUGCACUAAAUUUGUAAUAUAUGAUGUGUUUCAGUUUUUCACUGGUCUAAAUGGAGAAAAGCAAAUAAUAUAAAUAAAAUACUUUCUCUUUUUUUUUAAA
Molecule: messenger RNA, 1608 nt
Organism: Solea senegalensis (Senegalese sole)
Lineage: Eukaryota; Metazoa; Chordata; Actinopteri; Pleuronectiformes; Soleidae
Product: thiosulfate:glutathione sulfurtransferase
Exons: 5
Coding region: 485-1003 (172 amino acids)
Cellular component (GO): mitochondrion
Molecular function (GO): thiosulfate-cyanide sulfurtransferase activity
Source: RefSeq, a predicted model, not a curated record